AUGGCUUUAGAUGCAGCGUCUCAUGUUACUGUCGGGGCUCUGAGUGCCAUAUUCGAUGGAACGAAGCCUCAGGUCGAUCAACCUAUUGUUCAAUGUGUACAAAUCAAGCCGUUGCCUCCUCAACCUGGUCACCAAGAGCGCUACCGAGCGGUUUUCAGUGACAUUUCCAACUAUGUCCAAACCAUGCUUGCCACCCAGGCCAACCAUGUGGUCACCGACGGAUCCUUGCGCAAAGGAUGUUUCGUUCAACUGAAAUCCUUCCAGGCCAACUCGGUUAAGGGUAAAAAAAUCUUGAUUAUCCUUGACUUGGAAGUGAUCAAGGAGCUAGGCGAGGCAGAAAAGAUUGGAGAGCCAAAGCCUUUGGAAAUCAAGGCGGAUGAAGAGGAAAAGACCCAGCCAACUACAAUUUCGAGCAAUGGGUUUUACGGCUCGAAGCCCUCCGGCCCGUCGCCUCAACAGCAAAACCGCGCACAGCCGAUGCGAGGACCCCAGUCUUCUGCCCACGCAUCCAUACACCCCAUCGAGGCGAUUUCCCCGUACAACAACAAAUGGACCAUUAAGGCUCGUUGCACGAGUAAGUCCAACAUCAAAACCUGGCAUAACAAGAAUGGCGAAGGGAAGCUUUUCAGCGUGAACCUGCUCGACGAUAGCGGUGAAAUCCGCGCAACUGGUUUUAAUGACCAGUGUGAUAUGCUCUAUGACCUUUUCCAGGAAGGCAGUGUGUACUACAUCUCCAGCCCUUGUCGGGUGCAGAUUGCAAAGAAGCAGUUCACAAACCUCAACAACGACUAUGAGCUCACUUUUGAGCGUGAUACUUUGGUCGAAAAGGCCGAGAACCAAAAUGAUGUUCCCCAAAUCCGCUUCAAUUUCACCACCAUCAGCGACUUGCAAACAGUGGAGAAGGACACGACUACCGAUGUUAUUGGCGUCCUCAAAGAGAUUGGAGAACCUUCGCAGAUCGUUUCAAAAGGAACCGGCAAGCCUUAUGACAAACGAGAGCUCAGCCUGGUCGACAACACCGGAUUUUCUGUCCGCCUCACCAUCUGGGGAGCAACUGCUGUCAAUUUUAACGUCUCCCCGGAAUCGGUCGUUGCAUUCAAAGGCGUUAAGGUUUCUGACUUCGGCGGGCGCAGCCUUAGCUUGCUCAGUUCAGGGUCAAUGACUGUUGACCCGGAUAUUGGAGAGGCCCAUCGCCUCAAGGGAUGGUAUGAUGCACAAGGCAGAACCGAAGUUUUCACCUCUCAUGCAUCUGUUUCAAAUGCCACGAACUCGAACAUGAAGUCUGAUCGACUUAAGACAGUUGCACAAGUUCGCGAGGAGCAGCUGGGGAUGUCUGAUCAGGUGGACUACUUCUCUUUGAAAGCUACUGUUGUUUUUAUCAAGCAGGAUGCCACUUGGUGCUAUCCCGCUUGCCUCUCCGAGCGGUGCAACAAAAAGGUGACCGAGUUGGACCCUGGCCAGUGGCGUUGUGAAAUGUGCGACAAAACCCACCCUAAACCAGAGUACCGCUACAUCAUGCCGCUUAGCGUCAGCGAUCACACUGGCCAGCUUUGGCUCAGCUGUUUCGACGACACUGGACGGCUUAUCAUGGGAAUGUCGGCGGACGAUCUGAUGCAGCUUCGUGAGGAUGAUCCCAUCGCGUUCGGCGAAGUAUUCCAGGAAGCCAAUUGCCGUACCUGGAAUUUCCGAUGCCGAGCUAAGAUUGACACCUUUGGUGAUCAGCAACGAGUUCGAUACCAGGUGUCAUCCGCAUCGGCAAUCAAUUACUCCGAUGAAGCCUCCCGCCUUGCUGAUAUCAUCAGCUCUUACAGCAUGGACUAA
Molecule: messenger RNA, 1821 nt
Organism: Penicillium argentinense
Lineage: Eukaryota; Fungi; Ascomycota; Eurotiomycetes; Eurotiales; Aspergillaceae
Product: replication factor A subunit protein RFA1
Exons: 6
Coding region: 1-1821 (606 amino acids)
Biological process (GO): DNA replication; nucleotide-excision repair; meiotic cell cycle
Cellular component (GO): DNA replication factor A complex; nucleus
Molecular function (GO): single-stranded telomeric DNA binding; damaged DNA binding
Source: RefSeq, a predicted model, not a curated record